This is a messenger RNA of Drosophila ananassae, 370 nucleotides long. Its product is annotated as acyl-CoA Delta-9 desaturase-like. Gene Ontology annotation, biological process: unsaturated fatty acid biosynthetic process. The transcript has a single exon. Gene Ontology annotation, cellular component: endoplasmic reticulum membrane. Gene Ontology annotation, molecular function: stearoyl-CoA 9-desaturase activity; iron ion binding. NCBI's taxonomy places the organism in Eukaryota, Metazoa, Arthropoda, Insecta, Diptera, Drosophilidae. The record is from RefSeq and is a predicted model, not a curated record. The coding region runs from base 24 to 353 and encodes 109 amino acids.
GAUAAAAUGCAGCCAAAAAAGUGAUGAUACUUACAAGCUGUUGCGAUAGCGAACGCAUGAUUCUGGCUCUCUUUUACACAAUUGCCUUCCAGGACGCCGCCUAUCAUUGGGCCCAUGACCAUCGCGUGAGCCACAAGUACUUUGAAACCGAUGCUGAUCCGCACAACGUCACUCGUGGCUUCUUCUCGCAUGUCGGCUGGCUACUGUGCAAGAAGCACCCCGAGGUGAAGGCCAAGGGCAAGGGAGUAGAUCUAUCUGAUCCACUUAUCGAUCCCAUCCUGAUGUUCCAAAAGAAAUACUACAUGAUCUUGAUUUCCUUUGCCUGCGGAUUCAAUUUCGUAAAGAAGCAGUAGCAGGAGCUAUUUCUUGC